Messenger RNA from Terrapene triunguis (Three-toed box turtle), 1113 nucleotides. RefSeq names its product Coenzyme A synthase (gene COASY). The coding region runs from base 1 to 1029 and encodes 342 amino acids. Gene Ontology annotation, biological process: coenzyme A biosynthetic process. The record is from RefSeq and is a predicted model, not a curated record. NCBI's taxonomy places the organism in Eukaryota, Metazoa, Chordata, Testudines, Emydidae. Gene Ontology annotation, molecular function: dephospho-CoA kinase activity; ATP binding. The transcript is spliced from 9 exons.
AUGAACCUGAUGCUUCAAGUCACCUUCCUGGGUCUCCUGUCCCUGCUGGUGCAGGGCUGGGUUCAGAACAGAUCCCUGCAGAGUGAGAGAUGGAGCCAGCUGGACCUGCCGCAGAACAGAGAGCUGUUCCUAAGUGCCCUGCAGAACUACUUCAGCAGCAGAGGGAUCCACAUCGAGAAGGCUGCGCCGGCCUUCGUGCUGUCCACGAGGAAUCGCAACCAGGGGGACCAGGAAGAACGAGAGCUGAUGGCCCCCGAGAGGGGGGGGCUCUCCGAGCUGGCCCUCCACGAGAUCCUGCUGGUUAAAGAUCUCGGGCACGGAGAGAACGAAGAGGAAAAGAUCAGCUCCUCCAGCAUCCGGCAGAGGCUGCUUGGAACGCUGCUGCAGCUGCCACAGAAAGACCCAGCCCAGCCUUCUCGUCCCUACGUGAUCGGUCUGACUGGAGGAACUGGAAGUGGGAAAAGUUCCAUUGCCAGACACUUGGAACGCCUAGGAGCUUUCCUCAUCGAUGUUGACAAACUGGGCCACGAAGCCUAUGCCCCAGGUGGCCCUGCAUAUGAGCAGGUGGUGGAGGAGUUUGGAAAAGACAUUUUGAAUGAAGAUGGGACAAUUAACAGGAAAAUCCUUGGGGCCAAAGUGUUUGGAAACCAGGAGCGGUUAAAGUGUCUCACGGACAUCGUGUGGCCUGUGAUUGCAAAGAUGACGAAGAGGCAGCUGAAGGAAGCAGCAGACCAGGGUAAAGUGGUGUGUGUGCUGGAUGUUGCCGUGCUGCUGGAGGCUGGCUGGACAGACAUGGUCCAUGAGGUCUGGAUGGCCAGCGUCCCGGAGAAGGAGGCCCUGCGCCGCAUCGUGGCCAGAGACGGGCUGAGUGAGGAGGCUGCUCGCAACAGACUGCAGAGCCAGCUGAGCACCACCCAGAGGGUGACGCAGUCCCAUGUUGUGCUGUGCACCCUCUGGGAGCCGGAGGCUACCCAGAAGCAGGUGGAGAAGGCCUGGGCCCUCCUGCAGCAGCGCAUCGCCCAAGACUAGAGUCUUGGGACCUGGUGGUUUUUCCCAUCACUCCCGUCUCAUCUUCAUGCACAGCCAGACUGGGAAUCCCAGCACUGCUGGGCC